ACUAAAACAUAUUUUCAAUCCAAUCCACCAAUUCAAUCCAAUCCAAUCCGAUAUGAUACGAAUCUGGGAUUAGAAACGAAGACAAAUUAGAGCGUUUGAAUCUUUUAAAGUUCUACAUAAAAUUUUAAAUGACUUAGAAAUCCAUCACAUGUCGCAGCAGACGAAUUCGUAAAAAAUUCUGUACUUAUUGGUUUCAGAUUUCAGUCCUACUGCAAGUGAUUAACUUUAAGAUCACACGACCGUGCACUUGAUCCGGUUUUUACCAUGAAAAUCACACAGAAACGGAAAGUUAAUCGUUAUAUGAGCUUCUUCCGGAAUAAUUACGGAUUUCGGGUACCCUAUCAGGUUCUAGUGGAUGGAACUUUGUGUUUGGCUGCCCUGGAGGGGCAAGUGAGAGUCAGUGAACAACUAUCGAAGUACUUUCAAUGUGAGCUCAAACUACUAACUACACAGUGUGUUAUCUUAGAAAUGGAAAAAAUAGGCCCCUCAAUUAAUGGUGCAUUAAGUAUCUGCAAACAAUUUGCUGUUCAUAAAUGUGGACAUGAAAAAAAACCUGUUCUUGCAUCAAAAUGUCUCGAGUCCAUGAUAGCGGACAACAACCCAAAUAGGUAUAUAAUUGCAACACAAGAUCCAAGUUUGAGGGAAGUUGCAAGGGCCGUUCCUGGGACGCCGGUUCUUUACCUACAUUUUCGCUCUCCCACGCUUGAAAAACCAUCACAGCAAAGCACUGAGUUGGCUGGAGCCACCAUCAAAUCAAGUAUUCAUGAUCAGGGCUGCACUAUGGAACGAUUGCGUCAGCUAAAAAAACAGGAACUCGGCAGUCAAACUGGAGAAGAAAAACGUUUCAAAAGAAAGAAAGCAAAAGGACCAAACCCUCUAUCCUGCAAGAAGAAAAAGAAGAAAAUUGGCACUCGGGAACCUUUACAGAAAGCCGGGACAUCCUCGGACCAAGGGGUGCGUCCAAGGAAGCGGAAGCGUGUCAAAAUUGCUGAUCAUAUUCGGCAAGAGUUGGCAGCUCGUUUAAAUGUACCAAAGACCUCAGAUUAAUUUUUUUUUAAAGUGAAUUGAAACUAGGUCUUCUGGUUAAUACAAUCACCACAUCCGUUCCAUGA
Molecule: messenger RNA, 1112 nt
Organism: Daphnia magna
Lineage: Eukaryota; Metazoa; Arthropoda; Branchiopoda; Diplostraca; Daphniidae
Product: rRNA-processing protein UTP23 homolog
Exons: 4
Coding region: 265-1047 (260 amino acids)
Cellular component (GO): nucleolus; small-subunit processome
Molecular function (GO): small ribosomal subunit rRNA binding
Source: RefSeq, a predicted model, not a curated record